Messenger RNA from Striga hermonthica, 972 nucleotides. The record is from the annotation of a GenBank genome assembly. Lineage: Eukaryota; Viridiplantae; Streptophyta; Magnoliopsida; Lamiales; Orobanchaceae.
AUGGCUUCAGAAUCUGAAAAAAGUAGCCACAGUCAAAGCUCAAACCCAUCUAAAGAUGUUGGUACCUCAAAAGGGAAGAAGCAGAACCCUAAUUCGAAGAACCCACAACCACAGAAGAAAAGAAGAUUACGGGAGGCUUCAGAAGAAAAGAAGAAGAGGUCAUGGGUGUGGGGCCACUUCAAAAUCGUCCAUAAGCCACUGAUGGUUGCAAAUGAAGAGGGUGUGAAGGUGGAAGCUGGAAAAACUACCCGGGCUGAAUGUAAGUAUUGCGAAUCUGAUCUAGCUUGCAACUCAACUAGGAAUGGGACUAGUACUCUCCAAAAACACCUUGAAUUGCCUUGUGAUAGUUAUCCAGGUAGUGCUAGAAACUUAAGAGAGGGUCAGAAACAUUUUGCAGUGGAUUUAGAGGGUAAAGAUGUUGUUGUUACACAUUGGACACAAGAAAAUUGCACUAAUGCUGCUGUUGAAAUGAUUGUGAUUGAUGAAAUGCCAUUUUCUGCAAUUGAAAAGAGUGGUUUUAGGAGAUUUUGUGCUGUAGCUGUUCCUAAGUGGCAAAUUCCUAGUAGGAAAGUUGUGGUUAAGUCUUUCUUAAGUAUGUACAAUGCUAAGAAAGAAGCUUUAAAAACUGAACUUAAGAAUCAUUGUGUUAGUUUGACAACCUACACAUGGACUUCUAUCCAAAACAUCAAUUAUAUGGUGCUAACAGCUCAUUUCAUUGAUGCUAAUUGGACUAUGCAUAAGAGGAUUCUUAAUUUCUGUGUCAUUCCAAAUCAUCAAGGGAUAACAAUAGGAAAGCUUCUUGAAAAUUGUUUGCAAGAGUGGUCAAUUAGGAAAGUUUUGACCAUUUCAGUUGAUAAUGCAUCUGCCAACAAGGUUGCACUGGAUUAUAUGAAAAGAAAGCUUAACAAUGGUGAUAAACAACUUGUUUUAGGGGGAAAUAUCUCCAUGUUAGAUGUUUGGCUCACGUGGUGA